GAUGACCUGUGGGGUAACCGUAACACUGCUGAUAACGCUUCUUUUUUUUCUUGUCAACCGACUGCGGCAAAGAAAGACACAAGCGCAGGAAAAUCAACUGGCGAUGGAUGAUCAGCGUAGUAUGGAGAGCAUUGGCUACAUCGGUGGAAACAUUGGUUACAUAGGAGCUGGAACGAUGGAUUAUUCCUACGAACACGGAACAACUCAUUACCAGUUUUGGAAACCGCCUGGUAGUUAUUUUACCAGGAGAGAUGCACCACCGCCAUACGAAGAGGCAAUUGCUUUAGCUAUGGCAGAAUCUUCAAAUACUUGCACUGUAAGUGUUGCAUCAUCCAAUCUUUGUCAAUAUCCAAUAGCUCUAAUGGAGGCCAAUGCAGGUUGAAAUGUUGCUGCAAGCACUACCAAUUUGAUAAACAUUAAUAUAAAUAAUGGAGAAAACUCUAGUGCUACGGCCUCAGGAGAGAAUCAUAGCUGUAACACUGAACCAGAUUCAAAUAUAAUGUCUAGAUCAUCCAGAGUAGUGCACAGAGCAAAUGACUUUAAAUCAAAUCACGAAUUGAACAUGUCAUUUCCCACUAUAAAUUACAAUAUAACAGCAGGUGCAUCUAAUUUGUGUACAAACCAAAAUUGCGAUUUAAGAAUUCCGAAUGUGCAGCAAGACGGGAUGUUAAACUCUAAAGAGGCUCGAAGUUAUACUAGCACACUAAUUCCAUGUUCCUCGAGAGCAACUCUAAAUGGAGAGGAUCCGAAAGACAUAAUAGGAGAAAUUGACAGCGUUGAGAGUCGUGCUACUAUCUCUUCAAUAAAACAUGAUGAUUUAAAGAACAACGUUGGAAACCACGUAGAACCAUCAUCAAUAGAAUUGCGCUCAACAGGCAAGCAGUAUCACAGAACAAUUCCUAAACAUUUCUCUGUCGAGGGACAAAUUCAAGGCUCAUCAAAAAACACAUUAGACUCUACGGUGGACGAUGUAAACAAUACCUUAUGUACAAAUGAGUACGUAAAUAAAAAUAACUUUAUUGAUUUGACUUUUAAUGGAGUAAAGAGACUUUCUUGCCAAUGCCCAGUAAAGCAUACGCCAAUAUCCAAUAUAUCGUCUUACGCAGUUGGAAUAGAUCAGACUCUCAUCAAUGAAAUGGAUUUAGCUACAUCUAACGUGAAAGGAACAUAUAAUAUUAAAACCCCUAUGAAACAAACCACUUUCAGACCAACAAAAAAUAAUGAAUUAUCAAACUAUGAAGGAUCUGCAUGUAGAACGAAGCAGUGCCAUUCCACACAUGGCAUGCGAAGUAAAGGCAAUUUAUCAAAAAAUGUCAGAUAUUACGAUGGAAGUAUAAAAAAAGAUUUCUCUAAAAACAGUUAUUGCAAACCGAAACUUGAUGCAGAGGCAAUAAUUGGUAAGGAAAAAACUUCGGAACAAGGGCUCGACUAUGUUGCCAAAUCAAUUGUACCUUUAGUAAAGGAAGACUCAAACAUGUCUCGUGCAGUUGAUAUAAACCAUGGCCGUGUUAAAGCAGGUGUUGAUAUAUCCAUGAACAUUGAAGUCAUCCAAAGAAGUUCAUCAAUCAAUAAUGAAGAAUUCCCAAAACAUAAAACAUGUAUGGAGCAGAAUCCAGAACUUCCACCUAAGCAGUAUAAAUAUAGUGGUGCUUCAACGAGACUAAGCCAUAAUUCAUAUUACAGUAACUCAAAAAUUCAUACCAUUUCCAAACCGACAAAAGAGAAUGCCAAAUUUUCAAUACAUGCGAGCGAAUUAAAUGGAGUCUUCAAAGCAUCCGAAACUAGUUGUACGAAAUCAUUGCCAAGAAAUGUUGUACAUAAUAAAACAGAUUAUAUGAAAAACUACAACUCUCGUAAAUCUGCUUUCCAACAACACAGUAAUCUCGAAAGAAGUACCAAAACCGGUAAAUGUCAUACGUUGUCCAAAGAGUACACUAAAGCAAAUUCUCGCAGCCAAAAUAUGCUUACAGAAGUAGUAAGCAAAAUACCGUCGGUAAUCAAUAUACCAUCACCACUUUUACCAGAAACAUUCAAGUCAUUAGAACAAUGCGCGGUUGACUCUGCAACUAAACUGGCAAUGUCUCAAAAGAUGACCAAACAAAGGCAUGAAAAUUCAUUAUGUUAUAAAAAGUCCACAAUGGCAACUUCAACAAACAGCCUUAUGAAUGAAUCUUCCGGAAUGGGAAGCGUCAAAACAACAGGAACGAAGGAAACCCCGCCGCUAGUAACUUCAGUCCGUUGCGAUAAUUCUAAAAAGCACUUCUUAACAAACGACAACAGCUUGGAUGACGAAUAUUUAAGUGAAUGUGAAAAUUGUAAAUCUGCUCACAGUUCUCGUUAUUAUUUAGAGGAAGAAAUUGAUGAUGCACCACAAGAGACUAUGACUCUACAACGAAAAAUGCCAGAAAAUGAAGAAGACCAACAAAAUUAUUAUCGUGUAUCUUCCACACUGCCGACGAACACAAAUAAAAAGUUGCCGACCAUAAAAAAUCGAGAAUCUUGGUUCACUACUAUACCAGCAAGUUCAUCAUCAGACGAAGAGGAAACAGAAACGAAAAAGGUGUCAUAGAUAUAAUUUGCAUGCAAUUAUAAAUGUAAACACGUGA
Molecule: messenger RNA, 2606 nt
Organism: Culex quinquefasciatus (southern house mosquito)
Lineage: Eukaryota; Metazoa; Arthropoda; Insecta; Diptera; Culicidae
Exons: 3
Coding region: 500-2569 (689 amino acids)
Source: RefSeq, a predicted model, not a curated record